UUCCUUCUUCCUAGUUGCGCAUUGUAUGAUACAGUCUUGCUGCUUUUAUAACUAUUUUUCUCUACCAAUUCCAUUUAUUAACAUUGAAAAUGUUUGCAAUUGUCGGGGCUGCCGGAAAAGUCGGCUUUGCAACGUCGCAGGCACUGCGAGAGGCGGGCAAGCCGGUUAGAGCAAUUCUACGUGACGCAUCAAAAGCAGCCAAGCUACGAGAGAUCGGUUGUGAGAUCUCUGUAGCCGACCUACAGGAUCCCAAAGCCCUCGCGGAGGUAAUUGGCAGUGCAGAUACGGUUCAGGUUAUCCUUCCACCAGCGCCACAGUUAAAGGACACCGCUGGACAGAUGAGACAAGCUAUCGAAAGCCUCGCCACUGCGCUUGAAGAGGCGCGACCCCAACGUGUGCUCGCAGUUUCUGACUAUGGUGCUCAUAUCACGGAUGAUAUUGGCAUGCCGACAAUGUGCCGUGAUUUUGAAACGCGGCUCAGCAAAGUUCCCGGCAAGAAAGUGUUUCUACGAUCUGCGGAACAUAUGCAAGGAUGGGGACGAGCUAUCCCAGCAGCCAAAGAGUCCGGUAUCCUACCAAGCUUUCACGACCCGGUUGAUAUGCUCUUCCCUACCAUUUCGGCUCCAGACCUUGGUUUGAUUGCUGCGAAUAUCUUGUUGCGGCCCGCUGCUGCGGAAGAUGUUGAGAUAAUCCAUGCUGAGGGUCCACGCCGAUAUAGCGCCAAUGACGCGGCCGCGGCUCUAAGCGAGCUACUGGGGAGGACAAUCCGGGUGGAAGCUGUUCCUCGCUCACAAUGGAAGGAAGCAUUUGAGCGAGUAAUGAGCUCAACUCUUGCUGAACUGCUAAUUAAGGCUAAUGACGCUCAAAAUAAAGGUGGUGUGGUCGACGUUGAGUCUGACCUCAGCAAAGUUCACUACGGCAAAACGGAGUUAAUCGAUGCGCUGCGACCUCUAGUGGAGUUCUACCUCUUGAGAUAGAAUCAGUAUAGACACAAGCUACAAUAGAAGUAGAGUUGGC
Molecule: messenger RNA, 1017 nt
Organism: Trichoderma asperellum CBS 433.97
Lineage: Eukaryota; Fungi; Ascomycota; Sordariomycetes; Hypocreales; Hypocreaceae
Source: RefSeq, a predicted model, not a curated record